GCGAUGCAAUGGCUUUAAAUUUGGCGUGCCUGCCGCAGAUUACACCACUCUCACGAUGAACGGCUGCUAUAACACAAUAAAGUACACGGGCCUGCUCUGCAAUCUGCUCUAUAUGCUUCUGGGCAUAGGAGUGAUGUCUGGAGCAGGACUAGGACUGCAGAUAGCGGAGCCUAACACGCCGGAGCACACGUAUUUCGUGAAGAGUCUGGUCUUGGGCGGCGCCAUCUGCCUGAUCGUGAUGUUCGGAUGCUAUGGCAUGGUCGCCAACUUGCUGUGUGUCAAUCUGAUUUUCACCAUAUUCAUACUGAUUGCUCUGGCAGCGGAGUACCUCCAGCUGCACCACUAUCACAGCCCGUCCCUCAGGAGCUCUGGUGGCGCCUGGCAGCAGCUGGAACUGGCUUGGCAUGGUCUGGACAGAGAACCCGAGCUCAUGCACCAAUACGAGGCCUCCCAGCACUGCUGCGGCUACAAUGGAGCCGACGAUUACAAGCGGCUGCAUCUGCUGGUGCCAGCGAGCUGUUAUCAGGCCACUGGUAAUGCCACCGCCCCGCAGAUCUAUCCAAGCGGCUGCCUAGAGACGCUGAACCGCAGUCAGCGGUACAUCCAGCACCGCGAUAAGCUCUAUAUGUGGGUCAUCGUUGGCCUUGAGAUCUUCAUACUGCUGCAAACCAUGACGUUAAGUGUGCUGCUCUUCCGCCUGCGGCAGCGGCAGCGCAUCGCUCGAAGACAGGUGCCUCCAGGUGUGCGGCGGGAGCCGCGCUCCAACCAUGUGUCCGCCUCUCGGGCGCACUUACUGCAUGACGCCUGACUUAAGAUCUUAUGAAAACUUGGGUUUAUUGGUUAUCCACAAAUGCUUAGCCAUAAAUGUCAUUCGUAAUUAGUAGGUGUAAAGACGGGUCUUGUUGGUCAGCUGGCAGCACAAGGUGAUUCCCAAGAUGAUGCCUACGACCUGUAAUAAAAGAAACAAGGCGUUGCAGUUGGCAUUUACAACGUCUCAGUUCUCAACCAUUUUGUUUGCAAACUGACAGCUUUGCCCACCUCGUAGCCAAUAAGUCCGCAGUGAACCCACUUCUCGUAACGAUACAUCUGCAGGUAGGCUCGCUUCACGGCGGCCAUGCAGCCCUCCGCAUACGGAUACAAGGCGUGAAUGCCGUCCUUGGUGUGGAAACAGCUGCGCGGCUCCUUCAUGUUGAGGCUCGUGUAGUCGGAGACGCCCUUGUCACCACAGCACUCGUACUGGAAGAGGGAAAAGAGCGUAUUUAGGGGUCGUAGGGCGAUCGCAUUGGGGAGGAGCCACCUUCUGCUGCAAGUCCUGCAUGGCGCCUUGGUGAACCAGCUCCUUCAUCCAGAGAUCCAUCACGUACACCUCAGUGGCGUCCAGCUGCUUGGUCUCAUUGUAGUGGGACACUUUCCAGAUGUGCAAGACUAUCAGAACCAGGAGCACAACCAGGUUCUGAAAACCAAGGCGUUCAAAGUUCCCACCAAUCGACAAAUUAUCUGCUCUGGUUACUCACCACCACCAUCACCUUGAUGGAACCGAAUAUGGCUCCCAGGCAACCGACUAAGCCGGCCAGGAUCAGCGCACCUGCCAUUCCCAGUUGGAUGAACUUUUCCACGUGCUCCGCGGAGCCCUCGCUGAACUGAUCCAGCUCAUAGACGCCGGCCAGGGCUGCCAGGAUGCCAACGAUCUGGAUGGGUAUUAAGAUUAUGAAUUAUGCCUGCGCACACUAAGCGUUUGUUAAUGGCCCAUGGAAUGGGCAAACAAAAUCUUCAGAGACAAACUUUCGACGCGCGGCAUACGUCAUCGGGCAGCGAGAAGAACCAAAAUAAAAACAAAACGGACGCAGAUAUAAAUUAAAUUACUUUGGGCUUUAUUUUUAAAUGGCACAUACACAGCUUCCUUUCUUGUUGCUGUCGCUUUGAAUGUGCCGAAAAUGCGCCUGCCCAACAAAAGUAGGCAUUACGGGCGCGGAGUGACAUGUUGUCUGGUGGAAAUGGAAAAUGGAAAAUUUGAAUGGGAUUUGUUUGCUGCCAAAUUGGCCAGCUACUCGGCAGCAAGAAAUUACAAGCGGCAAUGAAAAACGGGCCCAGAAUGCAAGACACUUUAUGAUCGUGCUUUGACAGAAUGCCAGCGAGUUAAUUCUGAAUCGAGAUUUCCAUCGGCAAGUGCUUCAUUACUCAUACGCAGUGUGUGCCUCAAGAAACAUCUGCAUUGAAAUUAUCAAGGCACAGUGACAAUUAUCGCUUGGCCAGAGGCUAUCAUGGAAAGUUUAUGCUGGCUAAUGAGGCGCAUUUCCCGGAGAUAUCUCCCUUACCAACGUCAGCGCACUGAAGACAACCGAGGUCCAUUGCAGGCACACGCGAACCGUGGGCAUUUUCACUUGCGAGUGCAGCUUUGUCCUUAAAUCAAUCUCAUUCAGAGCUCAUUCGAGCGGCGGGUCCAGGCGGCGGACGCGUUUCCCGGAAAAUUCGCUUUCCACUCUCGACCGUCUGUGCGUGGCGGUGACCGAACCGUUAGUGCCGUCGGACGUCGGACGUGGGCCGGGCCAAAAUAAAGCGAAACCCGAAAAAGCGCUAAGAAGCUGCGAACUGUUUACAAAUCCGCCGAGUGGCCGUCCGUGUCCGCAUCCGUGUCCGCCUCGGUCUCGGUCUCCGUUUCGGCGUUUCGUGUGCCGGUCGUUACUCAGGAGACCGGCGUUCACCAGACCUCGUUGGCCCCCGCCUCUUCCGCCCCACACUGAGAGAAAUACUUAAUUGCUAAUUAUAUA
Messenger RNA from Drosophila erecta, 2768 nucleotides. RefSeq names its product protein late bloomer. The coding region runs from base 56 to 808 and encodes 250 amino acids. The record is from RefSeq and is a predicted model, not a curated record. Gene Ontology annotation, cellular component: membrane. The transcript has 4 exons. NCBI's taxonomy places the organism in Eukaryota, Metazoa, Arthropoda, Insecta, Diptera, Drosophilidae.